AUGGCGGCGCCGCGGACGCUGGCGUACGACCUCGUCGGCGAGAUCCUCCUCCGCAUACCGCCGGAAGACUCCGCGUGCCUCGCCCGAGCCUCCCUCGUCUGCAAGACCUGGCGUCGGAUCCUCUCCGGCCCCGCCUUCCGAAGCCGCUACCGCGAGCUCCACGGGCCGCCUCCGCUGCUGGGAUACAUCCACGUCUUGAAGGGGGACGAACCCUACUUCUCUCGCUUCAUCUCCACCUCCGCUCUCCGUCCCGCAGGCCGCGAUUUCCCCGGGUGGCUCGUGCUCGACUGCCGCCACGGCCGCGCCCUAUUCGCCACCUCAAGACCCGACGCCGAGGGAGCCAUGGACCUGGUCGUGUGGAACCCCAUCACCAACGAGGAGCGCCGCCUGCCCAAGCCACCUCGGACCUUGCUGCCGGCAGGCGCCAGGCACGACUGUAAUGCGGCCGUGCUCUGCGCCGCGGAAGGUUGCGACCACAUCGACUGCCACGGGGGCCCGUUCCGUGUGGUCUUCGUCGUCACCUCUACCUCGUACAUGGAGACCGUCACUUCUGCCCGCGUCUACUUGUCAGAGUCCGGCGCAUGGAGCGAGACCACCUCUGUUUAUCACCACCUUGAGCUCGAGGAACGGUAUAUUUGUGUCGACAUGAUGCCCAGCGUCCUUGUGGGAGAUGCACUCUACUUCAGCUGCGGGAGGAAACACAUCCUUGAGUACCAACUAAGUGCCCAGCACCUGUCGGUGAUCGCCACGCUGGCCCGUUUCCAUGGCUCUUGCAUAGUCAUCAUGAAGGGGGGAGAUGAGCUGCUGAAACUCGUUGAUAUUGACAGGUCUAGCAUCUAUUUGUGGUCAAGGGAAGCGGAUGCUCACGGAAUUUCGAGUUGGGUUCAAAGCAGGACCAUCGAGCUCGAGACGCUGCUCCCCGAUGAUGUUCUCCCAGUAAAAUCUCGGAGGAUAUAUGUCAGUGGCUUCGUGGAGGGCACUGAUGUCAUCUUUGUGCACUCAUCUGGUUAUGUCUAUAUGGUCCAACUCAAAUCAAGGCAGGUCACAAAGAUGGCCAUUAAGUGGGGGAGACUAUAUCCCUUCACUGGCUUCGGCAUUCCGGGAAUUAAAGCAGCUUCUAUUUGCGAGGGACCAAGAGACGGUGCUUCAAGUGCAUGAAAAACACAAGGUGUUCUGAGUGAGGCAGGAAUUUGUCGUGGUGUUUGAAGAUGGCAUACAUGGGAUAUUGUGGUGAGACGACUCUUUAGGGUCUUUGAAUCAUUUAGUGGUGGAACAGCACUUCAGGAUAGCUAGGCUUUUGUGGUGGUAUUAUGUUCGUUCUUCGUGUACAGUGUGGAUUAGACUUCCCAGCCACUAUACUGUAAACCUGCGGGAUAAAGUACCUCAUUGGUGUCAAUGCUGAACCAUAGAAUAGUUGUAAGAUCACGGUAACAGCAGAUUGCUAUUGCCGUUGAGUUACGGUAUCCAUUCAUGAGUCGUAUUGACCGUUGUUCACAUGUUGCGAAGCUACCAUGCUGUUGCUUUCAGUAGGGUUGUUGACGUUUUUCUUAGGAAACAUAUAGGAUUUGCGAUAUUGUGCCUAUGCCAGUCUGAUGCUUGUAGCAUUAGCAUGGUCAUGAGAGCUUUUGGUUUAUCCAUGUGUGAUGCAGUGGCUCAAUAGCAAAGAAAUGUCUUGUCUUAAAAAUUAGCUGGCAGCGACAGGGCAGUCCUUUAGUUUUAUUUUUAGUUAGAUCAGGUGAUAUCGCCAUUCCUUAGAUGUGAAAUACCAUUAAGGCGGUUAUGUCAGUCAUAUGCCUAUAUUGUACUGAACCACUAUGUAGGGUUUUACUAGACAUAAUUUUUAGCUAUUCUAGAACCAUUCUGUAUUUGUGAAGAAACUGCAUGGCGUAGGGUUUUAAAACCCUGAAAUUCUACAGGGCAUCUCUUGGUGCAAUGGAAUUUACCAUGUGUGAGCUAUAAUGAUAAUUAAUAUCAACGCACGUGAAUACAAAUCAAGAUGCAGUAGUUAGUUCAGAUUGCAUAGAAAAUGGUAUUCUUUCAAUACUCAUUUAGGUAUAUUAGCAUGUUUGCUGUCCCUUGGAUGAAGCCAAAGUUUCUUAGUAGGUUACACGAGUCAGAACUUAUUCCUCACACAAGUUAGCAAUAUAUUGACAGAUAGUUUGUUAUAUCUGUAAUAUUUUAAUGUGUCUUUCGCUGCAAUAUAUUCUUAUCUAAAUGUGCCAACAUCCCUUUUUAUUUGGGUUAUUUCGUACUAUGUUUCAAAUGAAACCAUCCUCUGUAGUCUGAAGGAUGACUAGAGAAGAAGGGAUGAUUACUCAUUUCUGUGCCCCUUCAUUCAAAACGAAACCACGUCUACAGACUUAGUACUAGCAUCUUCAAGUUUUCCCCUAGUUCCUUCACUUCUCAGUAUUCCAUAGUUUCUUAUUUGCUAUAUUGUUGGUCUGGUUAUUUUUCCUCCUGUAGUUGCUUACUUGUAUUGUGUGGAGAAGAACUUUUGGCUAUUAUGUUUCGGAUAGAUGUAAUGUGUACAUUGCAUACAUGGUAGAAACAUAUAAACACGGUAUCCAUUGGCAGAGGUUGCAACAUUACGACAAAAGCACAAUUGUUCAGUUUCAAACUGCAUCGUAUAAUGUUUCCCAAUCCUGACAUCCUGUAGGCAAACUGGACUAUUGCAUCUCCCCAGUGCUAAAUCUCUUAGUAAACACAGAGUGAUGGCAUCUACGACUACCAUGUGUUAUCUUCAUGAACGAUAAUAGAUGUCUACAAUGUUAACCUAUCCAAAGAAAAGAUACAGAAAACAAGAACUUUGUUUAGUUUAGGUACACUACAAAAGAAGAAUGCCUUAAUAUAAGAAGGAAAUACUAUUAUUUUUGAAUGCUUAUUCAGAUAUAUCAACUUUUUUAUUGCACUUAUAUAGUUAUAUCAACUAGAGCUCCAAAGUUGUUAAGUUUCUAUAUUGGUAUUUUCUAAUUAAGAAGGCGUCAUGUUUGCUUGACUGUGCUAGUUCAGAAGGUCAGUGGCCACAUAUUUGCCUGUAUUUACGUUAUACAAGUCAGAACUCAGGACAGCUCUUUCCCUAUAUUAAUUGGCAAUCUAUGCCAGAUGGUUCUGUACUUUCAUGGUUCUUUCAAGGGACUGAACACAUCUUGUCCUCUAUGAUCGAAAGCUAGCCGACCGCUUGCAGAUAGUGAAGGCCAGUUAGUUCAAAACUACUUGUCUGUUCCCUGCCCAUAUCCUAUUUGCAGACCAAUACCUAAAUCAAGAGCUCAUAAGGAACAUAGGAGCUGAAUAUCGUUUCUUGCUACAGCUUAUCGUUUCUUGCUACAGCUCAUACGCAGAUAUUGUGAAUGCUAAUGACUGAGUAUUGUUGGCCACAUUGUAGGUGUAGAAUAAUUUAUGUAGAAAUUUAGUCUUUGUAGGAUAAACCACUCCCUAUAUUCUGUUCGACCUUGCCCAACCCAAUAAAUUAUUAAUGCAGAUAAUCAAUCAACAACUAAAAUGAUCCACAAAAAAUUGUAUUAAAACAACAAAUAAAAACAAGUUUCACUAAAAUACAUAGUUCAGUUUGACACUUCGAAUCAUUUAGUGGUGGAACAUCUCUUCAUGAUAAAUGGGCUUUUGUGGUGGUAUUAUGUUCGUCCUCCGUGUAUAGUGUGGAUCAGACCUAUAGCAUGGUCAUAGAGAUCACGAUAACAGCAUAUUGCCAUCGUCAUUGAGUUUAAGGUAAUUCAUGCAUGAGUGGUAUUGACCAUUGUAUGUGUUGCGGAGCUAUUGUGGAUGUUGUUUUCAGUAGGGUUGUUGACGUUUUUCUUUAUCAUGGACCGGGUAGAUAAACGGGAAAACAGCAUUUGCGUGGGAGCUUAUAAAAACAUCAUCAUUGAUCAACUUGACAGGUACUCUUUCCUAAUCUCUUUAUUUUGAAGCAUAUAUGAUUUCCGACACUGUGCCUGUGCCAUGUUAAUGUUUCCACACUGUUUCUUGUGGUUUCUGUCUGAUGCAUGUCACAUUAGCAUAUGCAUGAGAGCUUCUGAUUUAUAGUGUGUAUUUCACUGAAAUAUAAUCUUGUUUUAGAUGUUCUGACAUUUUUAUGUAUCUGGGUUAUUUCCUACUAUAUGUUUGUAAUGAAACCAUCCUCUGAAGGCUGAAUAGAGAAGAAGAGAUGAUUACUCAUUAGUACACUGUCGUUAAAAUGAUACCACUUACUAGAGACUUAGUACAUCUUCAAGUUUCCCCUAGUUUAUUCGCUUCUCAUUAUUCCCUAGUUUCUUAUUUGAUAUGGUUUGCUUAUUUUUAUUCUUCCUGUAAGCGUACUUGCUUACAUGUAUUGUGUGGAGAACAACUGUCGGCUAUUAUGUUUUAUAUAUAUGUAACAUGUACAUUGCAUACAUGAUAGUAACGUAUAAAUUUCCAUAUGAUCU
This is a messenger RNA of Lolium rigidum, 4418 nucleotides long. RefSeq lists its product as uncharacterized. Gene Ontology annotation, molecular function: protein binding. Bases 1 to 1158 code for a protein of 385 amino acids. The record is from RefSeq and is a predicted model, not a curated record. The transcript has 2 exons. NCBI's taxonomy places the organism in Eukaryota, Viridiplantae, Streptophyta, Magnoliopsida, Poales, Poaceae.